UUCCUACGUCGAUUCGUUUCUGUAUAAAACCCGACACGUCUGAAACUUAAAUCUUUCAGUCUGGAAAUUUUUAGAGCCCUUAUGAGAAUGCAUUAAAUCCAGCUAUCAGGCUGAUUACUGGGGAUUUUUAUUAGGGUUCAAGAGCAUGCUUUUUGGUAAAGAUAUAAAGUUUACUGAUAUUGAGAGUUGAAAUUGCAGUAAAAAUAGCAAUCUAACCAAUUUUACUCAUUCGAAAUCCUUCUGGGUGAAAGUAGUUUCAACUGCAUGGUUGAGGGGUUUAUUGAAGAGGGUAAUUUUGCUGCUACUGUUAAGGAAAAUUACCUCAAAUCUGGUCCUUGAAACUAUUUAUAGAAAAUAAACAAGAAAAGUAUAACUUUUCACAGUUUCUGGGAAAGAAAUCGAAAUCUUUAUAAUCAAUCUGUAUUCAUUUAUUGAAUUGAAUCAUAACUAGGAAAGAGUUUGGAGAAAUCCAUAUAUUCCCCUUCUUUUAACUAGAGUUUGAACUAAGAGGCAUUAAUAUAUUGUUUGGUGUAUUAGAAAUGUCUGCAAAUUCUGAAAAAAUGUUAACUUUGAGGUUUCUUUAUUGUCUAAUAGUCUUAUCAAUGUGUCUAGUGAUCAUCUCUACAUUGUCCCUCCAUUUUAGUUCCGAUUUUUUCCUUCCGAGACCAAUUCUCAAAAUAGUUGUUGUUAAUAGUACGUCGGGGUACUGGAAAUCCAGCGCUAUAAGUGCAGAAGUCGAAACAUUUCUGCUUCCUUCUGAAACCACGCCUAGGCAAGAAGUUAAGAGCUUAGUUGUGGUUAGUGAAGCUUCGAGUUCUAUGACCAGCUUGGGGAUUAGGGGGCCCGAUGAUAAAAGGUGUGAUGCGAAUAAUGCUCGUCUCAGAGUGUAUAUGUAUGACUUGCCUCCUGAGUUUCAUUUCGGGCUAUUGGGGUGGAAUGGAAGUGGGAACAAUUCGUGUUGGCCUGAUGUUAGUAAGCCAAGCGAGGUGCCACGAUACCCUGGUGGCUUAAAUUUGCAGCAUAGUGUGGAGUAUUGGCUGACUCUUGAUCUGUUAUCGUCGAAUGUCCCGAGCAUUGCUAGGCCUUGCACCGCUGUGAGGGUGUGGAACUCGAGCGAAGCAAACGUGGUGUUCGUCCCGUUUUUCUCGUCUCUGAGCUAUAACCGCCAUUCGAGGGUUCAUCGUAGGGAAAACUUCAGCAUCAACAGGGUGCUGCAGGAUAAAGUGGUUCAGUUUUUGCAAAGCAGAGACGAGUGGAAGAGGUUUGGCGGGAGGGAUCAUAUGGUGCUCGCUCACCACCCGAAUAGUAUGUUGGUUGCGAGGAAGAAGCUCCGCUCUGCUAUGUUUGUGCUCUCGGAUUUUGGAAGGUAUCCGGUUCAAAUAGCGAACGUUGCAAAGGAUGUGAUCACUCCUUACAAGCAUAUGGUAAAGACGAUCGAUGCCCUUAGCUCCCCCGGGUUUGCAGAACGCCCUAUAUUGGUCUAUUUCCAAGGUGCAAUACAUAGGAAAGCUGGAGGAGCUAUUCGCGAGAAGUUGUACAACCUUCUCAAAGGCGAAAAGGGCGUGCAUUUCACCUUUGGGAGCGUACGAGCAAAUGGCGUGAGCUCAGCAGCACGGGGAAUGGCCUCAUCGAAGUUCUGUUUGAACAUAGCCGGGGACACCCCAUCCUCGAAUCGCCUCUUUGAUGCCAUUGCUAGCCACUGCGUCCCCGUGAUAAUCAGUGAUGCUAUCGAGCUCCCAUACGAGGAUGUCCUAGACUACACUAACUUCUGUGUUUUCGUCAGAGCCUCCGAUAGCACCAGGAAAGGCCAUCUCCUGAAUCUCCUCCGAGGCAUUACCGAAGAGAAGUGGACCGAAAUGUGGGAAAGGCUAAAGGAGCUCACCAAGCACUUCGAGUACCAAUAUCCAUCCCGGCCUAAUGAUGCCGUCGACAUGAUUUGGCAGGUGGUCGCGAGAAAGGUGUCUUCGAUAAGGACACAAGCUCCCCGCGAGUAUAGAUACCUCAGAUCACAGCUCUUUUUAAAGAACAGGCGAAAAUGAUUGUCCCGCGCCAUUGUUUUCUGCUAAUCCCGGGAUAUGAUGAUCAGAUCCAGGUUAGGUUAGGCUUUACUUGUUAGAACAUACUAAGAUCAUGAAUUUGUUGUGGAUUUGAACAGUUCUCUCAUACACAACCAUAGGUUUCUGUGUUGUGGAUGUUAAUUUGUUGAAGAACAUGUCUUGACAGAAACAUAUAUACAUUCAUAGUAGCAAUAGGACAAUCAAAGUGUAGUUCAUUGUCUCAGUAGACAUGGCUGAA
This is a messenger RNA of Ipomoea triloba (trilobed morning glory), 2295 nucleotides long. RefSeq names its product probable arabinosyltransferase ARAD1. Bases 540 to 2039 code for a protein of 499 amino acids. The transcript is spliced from 3 exons. NCBI's taxonomy places the organism in Eukaryota, Viridiplantae, Streptophyta, Magnoliopsida, Solanales, Convolvulaceae. The record is from RefSeq and is a predicted model, not a curated record. Gene Ontology annotation, molecular function: glycosyltransferase activity.